CCUGAGCCGGGUGGUGGAAGCGCCGUGGCAGUGGCAGCGGACCAGCUACAGCUUGUCCAAGCCAUGCCGGCGGCGCGCGUGGAGUACAUCGCGCCCUGGUGGGUCGUGUGGCUGCACAGCGUCCCGCACCUCGGCCUGCGCCUGCAGCGGGUGGACAGCACCUUCAGCCCCAGCGACGAGACUUACCAGGAGUCGCUGCUCUUCCUGGGGGUGUUAGCUGCCGUUGGCCUGGGCCUGAACCUCCUCUUCCUUGCUGUUUACCUGGUGUGUGCAUGCUGCUGCCGGAGGGACCACACAGUGCAGACCAAGCAGCCCAACUCAUGCUGCGUCACCUGGACAGCGGUGGUGGCCGGGCUCCUCUGCUGUGCUGCGGUGGGUGUUGGUUUCUAUGGAAACAGUGAGACCAACGAUGGGGUACACCAGCUGCUCUACUCCCUGGACAACGCGAACCACACCUUCUCUGGAAUUGACGAGCUGGUAUCUGGAAACACCCAGAAGAUGAAGGUAGACCUAGAACAGCACUUGGCCCGGCUCAACGAGAUCUUUGCUGCUCGGGGCGACUACAUCCAGACCCUGAAGUUUAUGCAGCAGAUGGCAGGCAACGUUGUCAACCAGCUCUCGGGACUGCCCGUGUGGAGGGAGGUCACCAUGCAGCUGACUGAGCUGUCCCACCAGACUGCCUAUGUGGAACACUACAGGUGGCUCUCCUACCUCCUUCUUUUCAUCCUGGACCUGGUCAUCUGCCUUGUCACCUGCUUGGGACUGGCCAGGCGCUCUAAGUGUCUUCUAGCCUCCAUGCUGUGCUGUGGAGUACUGACCCUGAUCCUCAGCUGGGCUUCCCUGGCUGCAGACACCGCCGCAGCAGUGAGCACCAGUGACUUCUGCAUGGCUCCUGACAUCUACAUCUUAAACAACACCCGGAACCAGAUCAGCUCAGAGGUGACCCGCUACUACCUGCAUUGCAGUCAGAGCCUAAGCAGCCCCCUUCCAGCAGGCUGUGGUCUCUCCACCCAGUCAUUGACCGUCUUCCAGCGUUCACUGACCACCAUGCAGAUCCAAGUUGUAGGCCUGCUGCAGUUUGCUGUACCCCUCUUUCCUACAGCAGAGAAAGACCUUCUUGGCAUCCAGAUUCUGCUAAACUCUUCUGAGACCAGCCUGCACCAGCUGACUGCCAUGCUAGAUUGCCGAGGGCUGCACAAGGACUACCUGGACGCUCUCACUGGUAUCUGCUACGAUGGCAUUGAGGGCCUGCUAUUCCUUGGUCUCUUCUCCAUCCUGGCAGCCCUGGCUUUCUCCACCCUGACCUGUGCAGGGCCUCGGGCCUGGAAAUACUUCAUCAACAGGGACAGAGACUAUGAUGACAUUGACGACGAUGACCCUUUCAACCCCCAAGCUCGGCGCAUCGCAGCCCACAACCCAAUGAGAGGGCAACUGCACAGUUUCUGCAGCUACAGCAGCGGCCUUGGCAGCCAGUGCAGCCUUCAGCCUCCUGCCCAGACCAUCUCCAAUGCCCCUGUCUCCGAGUACAUGAACCAGGCCAUACUCUUCGGUGGGAACCCACGAUACGAGAACGUGCCACUCAUCGGGAGAGGUUCCCCUCCACCCACAUACUCUCCCAGCAUGAGGGCCACCUACAUGUCCGUGGCGGAUGACCAACUGAGACACUACGAGUUCCCAUCCUAGCAACUUUCAGGGUACCUGCCGCCUCCUGCCAGCUUGGUUCUCAACGGAUGCAGACCCCAGCUAUGUUUCUGUAACAGAAACUGAAAGUUCCUGGACCAGCAGGCUCCUGUGCCUGCAGAGACACAGUUGGGACUCUUGACCACAGGUGGAUACAAGGCCCGUGACUAGACCAGCCUCUUCGGCCAAGCUCUCCAUCCUAGAACUCCCCAGGACUCGGCUGCUGUCCCAGAACCAGCUGCCUGGUUCAGCUCCCUUAAGCCCCACCCUCAGCAGAUGAGAAGCGGCAGUGAGGAGGGGACCACCAGGCCUAAGAGCCCUACUCUCUCAAGGUCCUGCCACCGGGCCCCUGCCUCUUGUUAGUGUGGCCCUAAGCCCAGGCCACACCUUCUAGCUACUCUGUCCUUGGUUCCUAGCAGGUGACAAUUGGAGAUGUGUUAGAACACAUGGUCCAGGAACCACAUUCUGGGACCACACAGACUCUGCCUAGAUCUCAGAAGGAUAGCAUUAAGAGUACUUCCUGGAGGGCAUUGGUGGCCUCAAGCUGGGCACUGCAGCCUGGCAGCCUUGGGCAGGAGCAUGAGAGAAAACCUGCUACAUUCUGCUUCUAACCUCCACCAGCCACCUCUGAAGCCAGGUCUCAGCUGCAGGUGGGAACAGUCUCAGGUAUGAACAGAUACUUUGAAAGCAACUGAGCUCUUGUUCCCAGUAUUUUGAAACAUUUUGAUGAUCCAAAGACUCACAUCUCCCUCACAGGCCCCUCCAAACAGGCUCAGGUCUCACGCCUGUUUCUAUACUUUGGCUCUCACAUAAGCCAUUUUGCAGAUCUGGAGGAGAGGCUGGGGAGUGGGUUGUGGGCUUUUUGUUUUGCUGCAGUCUCAUUAUACAGCCCUGACUGGCCUUGGCCUAGAACUCACAGAGAUCCACCUGCCUCUGCCUCUGGAGUACUGGGAUUAAAGGCGUGCGCCACCACACCUGGCCAGAAACAGAUUUUUGGGGGAGUUUUGAGACAGGGUUUCUCUGUGUAGCCCUGGCUGUCCUGGAGCUCUCUGUGUAGACCAGGCUGGCCUCGAAUUUGGAGAUCCACCUGCCUCUGCCUCCUGAGUGCUGGGACUAAGCCUUGAGCCAUUGUGCACAGUCCUUUUUUGUGUAAUAAAGAUUCAUGAGACA
Molecule: messenger RNA, 2850 nt
Organism: Peromyscus californicus insignis
Lineage: Eukaryota; Metazoa; Chordata; Mammalia; Rodentia; Cricetidae
Gene: Ttyh2
Product: tweety family member 2
Cellular component (GO): plasma membrane
Molecular function (GO): intracellularly calcium-gated chloride channel activity; volume-sensitive chloride channel activity
Source: RefSeq, a predicted model, not a curated record